This is a messenger RNA of Cryptotermes secundus, 3127 nucleotides long. Its product is annotated as intraflagellar transport protein 74 homolog. The transcript is spliced from 9 exons. Gene Ontology annotation, cellular component: cilium; intraciliary transport particle B; centrosome. Gene Ontology annotation, molecular function: beta-tubulin binding. Gene Ontology annotation, biological process: cilium assembly; intraciliary transport involved in cilium assembly. Lineage: Eukaryota; Metazoa; Arthropoda; Insecta; Blattodea; Kalotermitidae. The coding region runs from base 102 to 2048 and encodes 648 amino acids. The record is from RefSeq and is a predicted model, not a curated record.
UAGCUGAGACGCGUACCUGCUUUGAAAAGGGGAAAGUUAGGAUAGAGGGGUUAAAAUUGCUAAUUUUGUUUUACAUUUCGCUUGCGUAUGAAAUUAACUGAAUGGAAAUCGAGAGACCAGCAACAAGAGAUCAACAAGAACGACCAACAACUCGAUGGAGACGAGAAGAACGGCCUGUGACAAGAGAUUCAGGUGAAGAGAGACCCGUUUCACGACGUGGGAUGUCGAGACAGAACCCUGUCAUGGAUGAGCGACCAUAUACUCAACAGAAUGCUCUGAGACCCAUGACUGCAAGUAGAAACGCGACAAUGCGACCUCCAUCUGCCACAUUUGCAAUUCGUAAUGCGACAGUGUCAGGAACCGCAUCCCGUCUAGCUACAGCAAUGAUGCAGCAACCAGUAAACCGAACAGGUACUGCAGUGACCCUAACAGGAGCACAGGUGAAUGUAGUGGAUCGCCCCAUCACCCAACAAGGACUUAGUGGACUUCGAACUGGCACUAGGGGACCACAGAUGAGGCAGGUACAAGAUAAGAGGUACUUUGUAGGUCUCCUACAAAUGAAGAUCAGAGAAUUGUCACAAGAGAUAUCACGCAUUUCAAGAGAAAUUGAUAGUCAGUCACGAGAGCAAAAGACUUUUCUAGUCUAUGAUAGACGUGUAAAGGAAAUGGCUGCUGAACUUACAGAAUUGCAGGGUCAGUUGGCAGAUUACAACUUAGUUGUGGACAAAAUAAACACUGACACUGAGCGAGAUGAAGUGGAUGCAGAGUGUAGAGAAUUGAAAGAAAAAAAUGAUCAGGCAAUGACUCAGCUUGAGCACCUCUUUUCACAGCGACAACAAAGAGAAGCACAGAUAGGUCAGUUGGAAAAGGAAAUUGAACAGGAGCAAAAUAUGACAGAUAAAUUAAUUGAGGCCAUGAGUCCUCUGCUGAGGGAACGCCAUGAAGAACUACAGAAAACUAACAAUGAGCUACAGCAGCAGAUGGAGACAUUACAACAAGAACUAGAUAGUCUCACUAACAGGAAAUCCAUUUUGGAAGAUCAGCUGUCAUUAUCACAGGUUAAGCAAGAAGCAGUGCGUCUACAUCAUAAAUUAAAAGAGGCUGAAGAGAGGAAGAUGUCUCUCUUGGAGGAAGAGAGGACAAGAUCCACUCCAGCCCAGGAACGGGAACAACUACUACAGAGGGUUAAGGAUGACAAUGCUGAAAUGGCAACCAUGGAACGGCAGAUAGGAGAGAUUCGAGAUCUAAUUUACAAGAAGCAGCAGGAGUUAGAGCAAAUUGAACAGGACUUGGAUGAAACUCAGAGUGAGCGGCAUCAGAAGUAUCGAGAGCUUCGUCGAAGAGAGGAAACCAUGGAACAGUUCUUAUCAACUUAUGAUGAAAGUCAUCGUCAAGAAAUGGCUCGUAUUGAGCAACUGGAGUCAAGUAUUGUAACAGCUUUACAACAGAUGAGCCGUAAUUUGUCUCAUUCUGGUCAUCUUCCCAGUUUAGAUGAUUUUGUAACAAUGAGAGAGAAUUUGGCAUUUAAAGAAGGUGAACUUGAGAAGUCCAGGAAAACUGCAGAAGGACUAGCAAAGGAGCACCGACAACUGCAGCAAAACUUGCAGAAGGUUGAAGCUCUUGAAGAAAAAAUUAAAAAUGAGAUGGAGACUUUGAGGAAGCGUAUGUCUACCAUGCAAGGGGAAAUGGGAACACUGUCUGAUGUAGAUUCUUUGCGAGACCAUGCUCAGGAGAAACGAACUCAGUUGGAUGAAGAAAGCAAAAUGCUUGUGAAAUUAAAAGAACCAGCUCAGCUUGCACUUAUGGAAGCACAAAUGAAGCAUGAAACUCUCCAGAAACAACUGAAUGAAAAUGAAACAUAUGCCCAACUCAGUAACCUGGAACGAAAAUUGGCCCAGCUGGUGCAGAAUAAUUUUGCUAUUCAAGAGUUUAUUGCGUCUAAGAAAUCCGAAACAGACUACGAACCACUAAAGGACAAGGUAUACAAACUUGCCCAAGAUUAUAAUAAUGUCAUAAAGGAUAAUUUAAGAAAAGGUAGUAUAGUUUAAAAUAAUUGCUGAUAUUGAAGUUUAUUACACAUGCCUUUUAAAUAUAUAAACUAGAAAUUGGAGAUAAACAAUUUUAUAUAUAUUAUGGUAUUUCACUCUAUCAUAUACUUAUUAGCGGUUAAAAAUUCAACUUAUGCACAAAAUAGUGCUAUUGAUCUCAUAGGCCUAUAUGCCUGACCUAAUCUAGUCAGAAAAGAGAAGGGUUUUUUUCUACACAUAUCAAAUACAUCAUCACUGCAGUUUCUGCAACUGUAUGGAUGCAUACAGUUUUCAAGCAUGUAGUAGUUUUACGAAUAAAUAUAAUUUGGGACAGUCGCACAACAAAUAAUCAAAAGAAAUAAAAUUAUACCUAUUCAUAAAUAACACACAACAGGAUGCAAACCAUAAAGAUAUAGUUGUUCUGUACACGUCAUUUCAGUGAUCAUUACACACCAAAUAGCAUUUCAGAAAUACCAUACAUUUCAUUACAGCAAAAAUUCUAUCUCUGAGAUGCCUAUAAAUGUUUAUCUUGCAUAUCUUGCCAUGUUUUAAGCUUGUAACAUUAGUUAGAUGUUAUGUCUGUGUCACAAUGCACAUUUUCCAUACAGUACAACCUCUCUUUCAUGCAACAAAGAUCAUAGUCUUGAAAAAAAGACAUUACAAAACUAAAUCACAAAAUGGAAAUAGUAAAUAAAAGUUUAAAAAAAAAAGGUUGGAUCUAAAGAUUAAUGCCAUGUAGAUGUACUGUAUUUGAAUUCCAUUGUCUUACUGAAAGAAAGUUUAAUAUAUUAAUGUUGAAGAUUAAUUGUAUAGUUUUGCUUUUGUUAUAUAAACUGUAAUGCAAUAAAAUGUUUGUGUGCAUAUUUAGUCUGAAUAAUUUCAGUCACUUAUUCAUUCAAAGCACUUUACUGAAUUAUUGAUGAUAAUGUCUAUCCAUCUUUAGAAGAAAAAAUGUCUGAGCUUUGUUGGCAGAGCAUUAUGAACUUGCCACUCAAUGGAUUCCAACUUUUUGAGCUGUUCAUGAUAUUCUGCAUCACAGAAAUAUCUGGAACAUAUGUGAACAGAACUAUUGCUUUAAUACCUUAACUUUGUGGAACAUA